AUGGAGCCGUCCUUUGUUCCCGAUAGUCUUGACAUCUUUGAAAUUUAUCGACGAUAUUGCGAUAUUAUGUCGGGGUUAUACAAUUUUGGGAGCAAAGGUCAGUUACCAAAUAAGGAGUAUCGUAAUGGUGGACACAUAAGAGAGGCAUUGACACAGCUAUUAACAUUAGUGGAAUCAAGACCACAGGCAAGAUACUCUAUCAUGGAAGAAAUAUACAUACUUAUGAUGAGGUUAGACUUACGGGCAGAUUUUUCAGAGUUUUCGCGUUUUUAUGAUUUUGUUUUCUUCAUUUGUCGAGAAAAUGGUCAAAAGAACAUCACUGUCAGCCGGGCUGUCAUGGCGUGGAGAUUAGUUUUGGCUGGUAGGUUCCGACUUCUCAAUGACUGGUGCAACUUCAUUGAGGAAAAUCAGCGACAUAAUAUAUCUGAGGACACCUGGAGGCAAGUUUUGGCCUUCAGCCGAUGUGUACAAGAUAAUCUUGAAGGUUAUGACCCUGAAGGAGCCUGGCCUAUAUUAAUUGAUGAGUUUGUCGAGCACAUGUACAGAGUGAGGAAUAAUGCUCGAAGUUCAUUUUGCAGCUGCAAUGACAUUGAUGCACAACCGGUUGAGGAUUCUCUGACUGGUCUAGAAAGGCCACCCGGAAUGAAGAGGAAAUCUUAUGCCAAUGUGCAAAAUUAUCUCGAAUCCUCAGAGGAAUACUCUGAUUCUAACGGCAUAAGAAAUUCAAAGAGGGUGAAAAUGGAUUCUAAUGACAUAUCUAUGAAUUGUGACGGGAAUGGCUGUGGAAGUGUGACGGAUGAUUGUAUGGAAAUGACUAAGCAAAGCAACCCAGUUUGUUGUACCAAGUCACCUUGUGCUGUUGAAGGCUGCUUGUCCAAGGGGUUUGCGGGGCUUUUCUCUUUUCGGCCUUGUUUGCAGUAUAGGCGUGACAGGGAAGUAUCCUCAACAUAA
This is a messenger RNA of Oldenlandia corymbosa var. corymbosa, 951 nucleotides long. The record is from the annotation of a GenBank genome assembly. NCBI's taxonomy places the organism in Eukaryota, Viridiplantae, Streptophyta, Magnoliopsida, Gentianales, Rubiaceae.